Molecule: messenger RNA, 669 nt
Organism: Nymphaea colorata (pocket water lily)
Lineage: Eukaryota; Viridiplantae; Streptophyta; Magnoliopsida; Nymphaeales; Nymphaeaceae
Exons: 2
Coding region: 1-669 (222 amino acids)
Source: RefSeq, a predicted model, not a curated record
AUGGAUCACAUCAAGACUCAGAUUGUGUCAUCAGAACCUGUCUCCCUCUCAUUGGUGUCCUCCAUCUUUGAGCGGUUCCUCUCCUCUGACAAUGGCAUCAAUAGGGAGGUCUAUGCCUGCCUCAAACGCUCAGCUGCCACUAUUGAUAAUCUCAUCCAAGCUAAAACCCUCAAAUUUAAGCAAGGCAUGGGACAAAAACGAGGCACUCCCCAUGAAACCUUAGAUAAAGAGCAGCCUUUGGAGGGGCAUGAUCGGAAAGAGCAGAGUGCAUGUGGGGAUGUGGGUAUGAAUGAUCUUGAGAAGGGCCACCAGAGUAAACAGAAGAAACAGACAAAGAAGCUUGAAAGCUUGGAUGAAGCAAGGUGGCUGAAUGCAUUGGAGAGGGAUUCCAGUGAGGAACACAAGAAAGGAGUAGUGGAGAAUUCGGAAAGAGAACAUGGCAAGAAGAACAAAAAGCACCAUAGACUUCACCAUAGCCUGGAUCAGGAUGUGCCAAGAAAUGAGGUCAAGCUAGAGCUGAGGCAACAUCCGAGGAAAGGGCUGAGGAGAAGGCACAAACAACAGCAGCACGUUCAAGAAAGUGUCCAAACAGAAGACACAAGAUGGGAGAUGGUAGAGGAAGAUAUAAGAAAGAAGAAAAGACGGAAAAUGGAGGCCAGAAGGGUGUGA